UCGCCUUCAUUUUCUGACAACCUCUUUCUUCUCCGCCAUACCCUCUCUGGUUUUCUUCUACAAUUUCUGUAGUCAUGGCGAGCGAAGGCGAUUGGUCUUGCGACGCCAACGACUCCGUUCAUAUCACAGUCGUCCAGCCCGGCAAAGAGAAACCCACCACGCUUUCCACCUUUCACCCUCAGUUUACCUACCCUAUCUUCGGAGAUGAGGAACAGAUCUUCGGCUACAGAGGCUUGAUCAUCCGCCUGCGGUUUGCCGCCCAUGAUCUCCGCCCGCAGGUCCAUAUCUCUUACGACGAGAAAUUCAAGCCCGUGGGGGACGCCGUCCCGGUCGACCUUCUGAAAGCGCUGAGGCCAUUCGUCCCGGAAGAGGCUUUCACGGCCCUUCCCGAAUACGAGAAAGCACUCCAAGAGGAUAAAGAUGCGAAGGACUUUGUGCCUCCGGGAAAACUUGUGCACAGCUAUGUCACUCGGGGACGAUCAUACGAAAUCUGGGCUGGGUCGCUCGCGAAUCCGGAAGUGCGACGGCUUUUGGACCGUGCGCAGGUCUUGGUGUCACUGUUCAUCGAAGCCGGGACACCUUUAGAAACAGACGAUCCUGAGUGGACGCUCAAAAGAUGGAUGGUCUAUUUUGUUUACGAGAAGGUCACCCCGCCCACCCCGUCCGCCUCGCAGUACUCGAUCGUCGGGUAUGCGACGACAUAUCGUUGGUGGCUAUACCGGAGGGACGCGACGACAGACACAUUGGAUGGAUCUAAACCCUACCCGCCAGCGGAGCUGGAUCUCGCGAAUCUCCCAUCACGAUUGCGAAUCUCGCAGUUUCUGAUCCUCCCGCCUCACCAAGGCUCAGGACACGGCACCCAUUUGUACACAACCAUCCACGAUGCUUGCGUCGCUGAUACGACCAUCGUCGAGUUGACCGUCGAAGACCCGAACGAAGCCUUUGAUGCCCUCCGCGACACCGCAGAUUACCAUAUUCUGCACCCAGUGUUCGUCAAACACAAUGUGAACAUCAACCCCGAUCCAUACGACGAGCAAACCAAGAAAAGACGACCCCGCCGCGUGCCUACUUCUGCUCUCAUCCCCACCGCAGCUCUACAAGACAUUCGCGCCGCAUUCAAGAUCCAGUCGACGCAGUUUUCCCACAUUUUGGAAAUGUUCCUUUUGGCCCAGAUUCCCCCUAAGAACCGCCACACCGGCGGAGCCAACAUGGCACGUCUAUUGAUCCGGAAAUAUAAUGCAGAGGACCCUAACGAACGGCGCUACUACUGGUGGCGAAUGCUCACCAAGCAGCGUCUGUACAAGCGGUCGCGCGACAUGCUCAUCCAAAUGGACGUGAGCGAACGCGUCCAAGCGCUGGAGGACACUGUUACAAACGUGGAAGAGGGAUAUGCUGCGCUCCUGAAGGUCUUUGAAGCCCGCGAGGAAGCCCUCAAGGCUAAAGAAGCCGAAGCGGGUGGACUUCAAACCACUACGGCCGCAGAAGGGUCCAGCUCGGGACGAGACAAACGGAACAAGCGUAAACUCACUGUCGAAGAUGACGAAGAUGACGAGGAGGAAGAGGAAGAUCCGGCCAUGGCCAAGCGACCAAAGGUGUAACCCACGAACCUUGAACCCGCUUUUGUCUUGUCUAAUAAACCUUUGAUGUAAUCCUAAACUUUACGAAACGUGAGAUUGACAC
Molecule: messenger RNA, 1680 nt
Organism: Aspergillus campestris IBT 28561
Lineage: Eukaryota; Fungi; Ascomycota; Eurotiomycetes; Eurotiales; Aspergillaceae
Gene: hat1
Product: histone acetyltransferase catalytic subunit HAT1
Exons: 4
Coding region: 75-1598 (507 amino acids)
Biological process (GO): subtelomeric heterochromatin formation
Cellular component (GO): nucleus
Molecular function (GO): histone H4 acetyltransferase activity
Source: RefSeq, a predicted model, not a curated record